This is a messenger RNA of Vespula pensylvanica (western yellowjacket), 887 nucleotides long. RefSeq names its product caveolin-3-like. The record is from RefSeq and is a predicted model, not a curated record. Gene Ontology annotation, molecular function: molecular adaptor activity. The transcript is spliced from 5 exons. Gene Ontology annotation, biological process: caveola assembly. Gene Ontology annotation, cellular component: caveola. Lineage: Eukaryota; Metazoa; Arthropoda; Insecta; Hymenoptera; Vespidae. The coding region runs from base 287 to 817 and encodes 176 amino acids.
CACCGAGUGCCAGCACAUUGUUACUAAACUUGCGUAAUCGUUCAAUCGUUUUAAUCGCCGUUCCGAAUGGGGUCGUCGUACGUUCAGGAACGCAUCGUCGCGGAUUGUCGGGACGGAAAUAACUCAAGGAACAUGGCUCAUAAAGUCCGUAGUACCAGGGAAACUUGCCUCCCGCCUGAUCGAGCUCGACGCGGAGUUUGCUAAUCGCCGAAGGCCAAGCCGAAUGCAAGUCGAUGACUCCUCUCUUCCGAUCUCAGCUGCCUUUCCUCGCUAACGACAUGAGAGGAUGUUGGCUAGAUUCAAGAACGCCUGUCAGUGUGGAACACCGAAGUGCAACUUUCAUCUUCCAGGAAUGGAGAAGCCAGAAUCAUCCGCCGACGGUGCCAGUGCGAUGGAUCUCGAAGACAGGGAUCCAAAUAGUCUUAAUCAACAUCUUCAGGUGAUGUGGGACGACGUGAUCGGCGAACCAGAAGGCAUUCGAAGUCCGGAAUGCGCUUGGCGCUUGAGUGGCCACUGUUUUCGUCUUUCGAGGGGUUGCUGUUAUAUAUUUCUCUCGGUCUUGGUCGCACCCUUGCUCGCACUUUGCCUUGGUUUUACGUUCGCCUGCCUUGCGUUCGAGCAUAUAUGGUGCGUCGCUCCUUGCCUUCGAGUAUGGAAAAUAACAUGCGCAGCUACGAGAAGCUUCUUUACAGCUUUCGUUCAAGCCAUCGUUAGACCUGUCGCAGACGCCGUUGGAUAUCUCUUCAAUAAUAUACGCGUUCUUAAUCAAAAAUUACCAGACGGUCCCGAAAAAAAGGACGACAUUCUUAUAGUCUGAGAAUAUAUUUCCAAGUUUAUCAUAAUUUUUUCUUUUAACACAUUACGGACAGAUCAUAUAUAUAUAUAUA